This is a messenger RNA of Sorex fumeus (smoky shrew), 5943 nucleotides long. RefSeq names its product semaphorin 6D (gene SEMA6D). Gene Ontology annotation, biological process: positive regulation of cell migration; semaphorin-plexin signaling pathway; negative regulation of axon extension involved in axon guidance. The coding region runs from base 261 to 3482 and encodes 1073 amino acids. The record is from RefSeq and is a predicted model, not a curated record. The transcript is spliced from 19 exons. Gene Ontology annotation, molecular function: chemorepellent activity; semaphorin receptor binding. NCBI's taxonomy places the organism in Eukaryota, Metazoa, Chordata, Mammalia, Eulipotyphla, Soricidae.
UGGACAGGGUCUCCGCCAGGCGGCAAGAGCCCAGCGCCGAGAUGCGUUACGUUCUCAUCUGCCCAUCAAUUAUGGAUGGAAGCAAAUAAGGACGAGUCAAUUUUGCAUGAGCCCCGUUUCCGGCGCCGAGCCGCGUCCUGCCACCCGGAGGGAGCCGCUGUGUGCCACGGCCGCCGCCGCCCGCAAGGGGCAUGGUGCGGAGGAAGGUAGCUAAGUGGGCUUUCUAAGGAGGGGCUUCUCUGCCUUCAUCUUGCUGCACCAUGAGGUUCUUCCUGCUUUGUGCCUACAUGCUGCUCCUGAUGAUUUCCCAACUGAGGGCAGUCAGCUUUCCUGAAGAUGAUGAACCCCUUAAUACCGUAGAUUAUCACUAUUCAAGGCAAUAUCCGGUUUUUAGAGGACGCCCUUCAGGCAAUGAAUCACAGCACAGGCUGGACUUUCAGCUGAUGUUGAAAAUUCGAGACACACUCUAUAUUGCUGGCAGGGAUCAAGUUUAUACAGUCAACUUAAAUGAAAUUCCCAAAACAGAAGUGAUCCCAAGCAAGAAACUGACAUGGCGAUCCAGACAACAGGAUCGAGAAAACUGUGCAAUGAAAGGCAAACACAAAGAUGAAUGCCACAACUUUAUUAAAGUAUUUGUCCCAAGAAAUGAUGAGAUGGUUUUUGUGUGUGGUACCAAUGCCUUUAAUCCCAUGUGUAGAUACUAUAGAUUGAGUACCUUAGAGUAUGAUGGGGAAGAAAUUAGUGGCCUGGCAAGAUGCCCAUUUGAUGCCAGACAAACCAAUGUUGCCCUUUUUGCUGAUGGGAAGUUGUACUCUGCCACAGUAGCUGACUUCUUGGCUAGUGAUGCAGUUAUUUAUCGAAGCAUGGGUGAUGGAUCUGCUCUGCGCACAAUAAAAUAUGAUUCCAAAUGGAUAAAAGAACCGCACUUUCUUCAUGCCAUAGAAUAUGGAAACUAUGUCUAUUUCUUCUUCCGAGAAAUUGCUGUAGAACAUAAUAAUUUAGGCAAGGCUGUAUAUUCCCGUGUUGCCCGCAUAUGUAAAAACGACAUGGGGGGCUCCCAGCGGGUCCUGGAGAAACACUGGACUUCCUUUCUGAAGGCACGGCUGAACUGUUCUGUCCCUGGAGAUUCCUUUUUCUACUUUGAUGUUCUGCAGUCUAUCACAGACAUAAUACAAAUCAAUGGCAUCCCCACUGUGGUCGGGGUGUUUACCACACAGCUCAACAGCAUUCCUGGCUCUGCAGUCUGUGCAUUUAGCAUGGAUGACAUUGAAAAAGUAUUCAAAGGCCGGUUUAAAGAACAGAAAACUCCAGAUUCUGUUUGGACAGCAGUCCCCGAAGACAAAGUACCAAAGCCAAGGCCUGGUUGCUGUGCCAAGCAUGGCCUUGCUGAAGCUUAUGAAACCUCUAUUGAGUUCCCGGAUGAAACCCUGUCUUUCAUCAAAUCGCAUCCCCUGAUGGACUCAGCUGUACCCCCCAUUGCUGAUGAGCCCUGGUUCACAAAGACCAGGAUCAGGUACAGACUCACAGCCAUUGCGGUGGACCAUACAGCAGGACCCCACCAGAACUACACAGUCAUCUUCGUUGGCUCGGAGGCUGGUGUGGUACUUAAAGUUUUGGCAAAGACCAGUCCUUUUUCUUUGAAUGACAGCGUAUUACUGGAAGAGAUUGAAGCCUACAACCAUGCAAAGUGUAAUGCCGAGAACGAGGAGGACAGAAAAGUCAUCUCAUUACAGUUGGAUAAAGACCAUCAUGCCCUGUACGUGGCCUUCUCUAGCUGCGUAGUUCGCAUCCCCCUCAGUCGCUGUGAGCGUUAUGGAUCGUGUAAAAAGUCUUGUAUUGCUUCUCGGGACCCGUACUGUGGCUGGUUAAGCCAGGAGACCUGUGGGAGGGUGACGCCAGGGACACUAGCUGGAGGGUAUGAGCAAGACCCCGAGUAUGGCAACACCGCACACCUAGGGGAUUGCCAUGAAAUUUUGCCUACUUCAGCUACACCAGAUUACAAAAUAUUUGGCGGUCCAACAUCUGACAUGGAGGUAUCUUCAUCUUCUGUUACCACAAUGGCAAGUAUCCCAGAAAUCACACCUAAGGUGAUUGAUACCUGGAGGCCUAAACUGACGAGUUCCCGGAAAUUUGUAGUUCAAGAUGACCCAAACACUUCUGAUUUUACUGAUCCUUUAUCAGGUAUCCCAAAGGGUGUCCGAUGGGAAGUUCAGUCUGGAGAAUCCAACCAAAUGGUCCACAUGAAUGUCCUCAUCACCUGUGUCUUUGCCGCUUUUGUUUUGGGUGCAUUCAUUGCAGGUGUAGCAGUGUAUUGCUAUCGUGACAUGUUUGUUCGGAAAAACAGAAAGAUCCAUAAGGAUGCAGAAUCAGCCCAGUCAUGCACAGACUCCAGUGGAAGUUUUGCCAAACUUAAUGGUCUCUUUGACAGUCCAGUCAAGGAAUAUCAACAGAAUAUUGAUUCCCCCAAGUUGUAUAGUAACCUGCUGACCAGUCGGAAGGAGUUGCCACCCAAUGGAGAUACGAAGUCCAUGGUGAUGGACCAUCGAGGCCAACCUCCUGAGCUGGCUGCUCUCCCCACACCCGAGUCCACACCUGUGCUUCACCAGAAGACACUUCAGGCCAUGAAGAGCCACUCUGACAAGACCCACAGCCAUGGGGCUUCAAGGAAAGAAACCUCCCAGUUCUUCCCUUCUAGUCCUCCACCCCAUUCCCCAUUAAGUCACGGACACAUCCCCAGUGCCAUUGUUCUUCCUAAUGCUACACAUGACUACAACACAUCUUUCUCAAACUCAAAUGCUCACAAAGCCGAAAAGAAGCUUCAGAAUAUUGACCAUCCUCUUACAAAGUCAUCCAGUAAGAGAGACCACCGGCGUUCUGUGGAUUCCAGAAAUACCCUCAACGAUCUCCUGAAACAUCUCAAUGACCCCAAUAGCAACCCCAAAGCCAUCAUGGGAGAUAUUCAAAUGGCCCACCAAACCUUAAUGUUGGAUCCUGUGGGGCCUAUGUCUGAGGUCCCUCCCAAAGUCCCCAACCGGGAGGCUUCCCUCUACUCUCCUCCUUCAACUCUACCCAGAAAUAGCCCGACCAAGCGAGUGGAUGUCCCCACCACUCCUGGAGUCCCAAUGACUUCUCUGGAAAGACAAAGGGGAUAUCAUAAAAAUUCCUCCCAAAGGCACUCAAUAUCUGCGCUGCCUAAAAACUUAAGCUCACCCAAUGGGGUGUUGUUAUCUAGACAGCCUAGUAUGAACCGUGGCGGGUACAUGCCCACCCCCACAGGGGCUAAGGUGGACUAUAUUCAGGGAGCACCAGUGAGUGUUCAUCUGCAGCCUUCCCUCUCUAGACAGAGCAGCUACACCAGUAACGGCACUCUUCCUCGGACGGGACUAAAGAGGACACCGUCCUUAAAACCCGAUGUGCCGCCAAAGCCUUCAUUUGUUCCUCAAACCACAUCUGUCAGACCACUGAACAAGUAUACAUACUAGGCCUCAAGUGUGCUAUUCCUCCAUGUGGCUUUAUUCUGUCCGUGUUGUGAGAGGAUGCUGUUGUAUGGGUACCUUAAGACAAGAGACUCCCUCAUAUUUUAAGAGAACCAAGUGGCCAAAGAAACUCUUCCUAACUUUGGCAACACCAGAACUUGCCACAUGUAGCUACUACAGCAAGGCUUCUGUGUACUUGUCUGAAAACAAAGGAAGGUGCUGGUCAUUCCAUUUCUUUUGUUUGAAGUUGAAGAGAUAUGGAGCUCUGAGGGGCACCAUACCAGUGUAAAGAGCUGAUAGAGUAUUCAGAAGAAUCUGUUAGUAAAUACUUGAAAAUGGGUUCCACUUAGACUGCCAUUAUGUGUGGUCUUCCCAUUAAAUGUGAACAUUUUUUUAUGUAUGCAUUCACCUUGCCUCUUGCACAAAUGUCAAAAAAAAAAAGGUAAUGUCUCAAACUUGUAGAUUACCAAACAAUUUGCUAAGAAUUCAGUCUUUGACCCAAACUGUAGCAUUUUUUUUCAUGUGUGGCAUUUUUUUCAUGCCACCAAUGAACUGUGGUGUGUACAUGUGUGUGUGUGUGUGUGUGUGUGUGCGCACAUGUGUGUGCAUGCGUGUGUGUACGCAUGCAUGGUCUGUUCCCACUAGAAUUUAUUUAGGUUCCCAUUGCAUUUUUCUGUGCUAUGGAUUUGUUUACAUUGAGCAUGACUGAACAAGAGACAGUAACUACCCCCAUCCCCCACAGUCCAUGCAUACAACUCUGAGAAGGAAAUAAAAUCGAGGCUGAUUUGACCAUCAAAAUGAUUGACUUACAUGGUACCCAGUGGCAGAAUGUAAGAAUUCUAAGUAAUUUUGUGCUGCUAUUCAUUAACACUUCUAUUACAGUCUUGCCAGCUUAAGGAAAUAGAGAUAUUAAAAGAGGUAUCCUUGGUUUGUCUACCAGUAUUCAGUAGUAAAACUACCCGUCCACUGUGAAUCCAGCUGAGUCACCAUAUUUAACCUUAGUCACUCUAAUAAGGUUUUAUUUUGAUUGUCUCCCCCCCAUGUAGUAUAGUUUCUUUUGUUUUAAUUUCUCCAACCCCAAGAUAAAAACUAAACAAAAGACAACAAAACAGAAAUGUGAACGAAAUCCUAAUUGGCUUAACUGAAACUGUCUAUGGAAACUUACCAGAGGUGCAAUCUUGUUUUAGUUGUGUUAUGUAAGAAUUCUCUCCUAAGUCAUGCAGGUAAUGACAAUAUACUGUAAAUAUUACAUGUGAGUUUACCUGAAUCUGUGCAUUUUGUGCCUUAUUCAUGAGAAUGAUAGAAGUACUCAAAAGUAUGUCAAGUGUUUUCAGUAGAGCACAUCCUUAUUGAGUGCCAGUUGUAAAUGUUUUUCAACCAGCACCUGAAAAGACUUUAAAACGAUCAUUUAAAAACAAACAAACAAAAAAUACCAACCUAGAACAAUUAAUUGUAAAAGAAUCCACUCAAAAUAGCAGCAUUCUAUCCUUUGCCAUGAUAAACAUUCCACUCCAGCUUUCCUGAGGAUGACACGGUGAUAAUGUGAAGUCAAAUGAGGUGUCCUGGGUAAUGUGACACCUGCGGAAACCAUCUAGAGUCAUUUAUGCAUAGUUUGCAGAAACCACUUACAAUUGAUGAUGUGCAAACCAGCGACUGUUUCAGUUAAUGUGCUGCACACCACGCCAUGGUUUAUUGAACCUAAUCAGAAAGUAUCAAGGCAGAGGAAUGCUCCCGACUCAGUCAGACAAGUAAGUUCAACUGAAUCCUUGUGAUAACGCUGAUGAUACACAUUACUUGGGGGAGGAUGGGUUGCAGAGACCAGAGCAUUUUGAUACAGAAUGUAGAAUACUGAGACAGUUAUUCUUUUCCUUUGAGAAUAUUGUUUUAUAACGAACAUGAUUCCCUGAGAUCUGUGGAAGCUCAGAAAGCUCAAACUUCUGUUCUUGAAGCACCUCAGCUUUGCAACUAAAAUAUUACAGAUUAAUAAUAAAUUAAACCAACCAACGAUAAACAAUACUCAGCCCAUCGCCGACAAGCGUGUUUGAAUUCACCUUACCAAUAUUAAUCCCGGCGUGGGGAAAAUGGAACAGUAACUCUAUGUCAUCCCGGAUAACAUUUUGUAACAUUGUGCUGCCUUGUAGUUUGUAAUGUGAGUUCUAUCAGUAUUUAUGUUGACAUUUCUAACAUAAAAAUCUAGUCUCUAUCCUGUUAAUUUAAUUUUUAAAUGCUUUAUCCAUUUGUGCAAAGGUAAACACAGAUUGUAUCUUUUUUAAUGGUACGGCAUAAAAAGUAACCCUAAAGUGAAGUGGCUCUAUACUGUUUUAUAGAGUACUUUAACAUGUAUAGAUAUCUUGUAAACUUGUAUUGUGGAUGUGUAAAUAAUAUGUACUUUGGGUUUUUAACAACGCAUGUAAAGUAAAAAUAAAAUAUACAAGUCAUUAUAUCUAGCCUCUUGAUAUUGAAGAGG